This is a messenger RNA of Lathyrus sativus (Indian pea), 243 nucleotides long. The record is from the annotation of a GenBank genome assembly. NCBI's taxonomy places the organism in Eukaryota, Viridiplantae, Streptophyta, Magnoliopsida, Fabales, Fabaceae.
AUGGAGGUAGCAGACAGAGCAGUUGGAUUUCUAUUGUCCAUUAUAAGCUUAUCGAUAUUCACUUAUUAUACUUUCUGGGUUAUCAUCCUGCCAUUUGUAGACGGUGAUCAUUUCGUACACAAGUAUUUCUUACCCCAAGAAUAUGCCAUACUAAUACCAGUUUCUGCUUGUGUGGCUCUUCUUUGCCUCUUAUGCAUAUUUAUUGGAUUCGUGAUGCUCAAAUCCAAGAAGAAGAAGGCAUAA